AUGGCCGACCUGCAGGAGCUCUUCGCUCGGCUGAAAAGCCCUUCGAACUCUGCAUCCUCCCCCGGCGCGUCGCAGACGGGCGCCAGCACCGCCAACCAAGGUUAUCUCCAGCCAUCUGUCUCGUCUCCCAUUUUCUCCCCCCAACCUGGCGGCCCUCAGCCCCAUCAUCCAUCCGCAAUCAUGAGCCCGAACAGCUCUACUGCGCACACUCCGGCGCCUGAGACCAGCAACUCGGAUCGCACAACAAGCCUUCUGAACCUGCUGAAAUUCAACCAGCCCAGCGCCACGCCGACCUCACUCCCGGAUACCGCGGCCGACCGUCGCCCUCCAUCGAGCCUAUACCAGGACAUGCAGGGAGGACAACAGGGUGUUCCGGGUCGCGCAACCUCUGCUUCGGAUCUUGUUGCUUCGUUCAUGCGCAAGCCUCCUUCGUCUGCCGCCGUCCAGUCUCCAACUAUUGCUUCGCCUGCACCCAACAGGCCUGACAUGGGCGCUGCCUCUUCCAACGCGAACCCGCAGGACCUCCUGCUGAGGCUCCUCAACCACCCCAAGCCUCCGCAGACCGACACUCCUUUGCAGCCUCAGGCCGUUGAAACAAACGUGCCGCAGGCUAACAUUGACGACCUCACUCAGGAUCUUGCCGACGCCAGGCUCGAGCCUAGUAACGCUUCUGCGGCUAUGCCGUCUACUAGCUCGCCGCUCCACAUCUUCGGUGGCAGCAGUGUUUCUCAGCCCGCUCCUUUCGAGCCUGCCACUGCCGCCCCCAAGAAUCCGCUCUUUACCUACGUCAACCCAUUUGAGCAGCUCUCGGCUUCUUCUCCUCGCAACCGCACUCCGAAGCCCGAGGCCCGUUCCGGUACCUCUACACCGAAGGUUGAGAUUUUGAAGCACGGCCGAGAGACGCCGUCCGCUAUCAGUGGCGCUGCUCCAGCUUUCAAGUCUAGGAAGCUGUCCGCCACCGGUUCGCCUAGCCCUGUCUAUGAGUCACGCGAGCCAGGUACUGUGGCUGAAGCCCUCAACGAAGUUGGACAAAUUGUCGAUAAGCAGGUAGAGGAAGCCGUUGCCGACUUGAACAAGGAAUCCAAAGCGACUGAUGGCCGUGAACCACUCCAGGAAACCGAUCUCAACAAGGCUGUCCAUGAAGUUGCUGUCGAGGCCAAGGAGCAGCUAGACGACAAGGAAAUUCGCCGCGAAUUCGAGAAGGAAAUACCCAAGGAGCUCGCUAAGGCGAUCGAAGAUGUCGUUGACGACGUCGCCCAGGAGAAGGUUGCCGAUAGCUGGGAGAGUGCUGAAGACAGUCCUGGAAAGGAAGACGGCAACGCCGUCAUUGUCUACAACUUCCCCAUGAAGCCCUUCGUUUCUAUUGAUAUCAAAAAGCUUCAGGAUCCUCCGAUCCCCAUUCGUCAGGACAACAUUAUGGAUAUUGCUCGGUUGAAGAAGGACUUCGAUCAGAUUGACCGCAACCUGGUCACUGUUUCCAAGACUUUCAUUGCAUACGCUCUGUCCAAGCAUGGAGGUUUCCGCCUCAUCCGCCAAGACACGGGCAAGUAUAAGCAAGUCUUCAACGCAACCAAGGAGCGCAUCUUCAACCUCCAGGUCUGCACGAGCUCUAUUAGCACGCCCAGCUCGCCCACUCACGAGGUUGAGACUGUUCUUGCCACUGGCGUCGAUGGUUCUGUUUUCUGGACCACGAUCGUUGGCUCUCACGGUGACACCUUCGGGGAAGACAACCUCGAAGAGCAGGGUUUUAUCUUCCCGCCCGUCCCUGCCCAGGAUGAUAACACAUCCGGUGGUCAGCUCAAGACGCGUGCGAAGAAGAGCUCACGUCACCCAGACUUCUUUGGUGUUGGUAGAGGAAAGUCAAUCUUCAUUGUCUGGCCUCAUAUUGCUCGCUCUUCCGAGUACACCGACGCCAAGACUCGCAUCUGUGACAGCGACAGGUAUCUCAGCGAGCGCUGCCUCCGCAUCGUCACUGGUAAGGCGGGCAAGGAUUUUGCCUUCAGCGAGGAUGAUACCGUCAUCGCUUCCCUGGACAAGGCUGGAAGGCUGAGGUUCUGGGAUAUUCGCGAUUUGGUGACUGAGUCUCUCAAUGGGCAGGCCGUCGGUCGUAUGCCACCUCGGGAGGUGCGCACACCUAUGCUUCAGUUGAACACCGUUGCGCCUGGUGAUAAGUCUUGGCCUACUUCGGUCUUCUUCCUCGACAAGGAGCGCCCUUGCGCGAAGGGUAUCGCUCUUCGGUACCUCAUCGUCGGUCUCAAGCAGAAUCACACUCUGCAGUUGUGGGAUCUUGGCCUGGGCAAGCCUGUUCAGGAAAUCAACUUCCCUCACGAGAACGAGUCGGACGCCAUCUGCAGCAUUGCUUAUCACCCGAAGACUGGCCUUCUUGCUGUCGGCCACCCGACCAGGAACUCCAUCUACUUCAUCCAUCUGUCCGCUCCUCGAUACAACCUCCCUGCUAUGUCUCAAGCCAAGUACUUCACUCGCUUGGCUGAGCGGGAUCCCGAUCUGCCCAGACCUGAAAGCACUGCCAUCAUGAGCGGUAUCCGCGAGUACUCUUUCGCCUCCAAGGGCCAGCUGCGUAGCUUGGAAAUGCUUAACGAGCCUGCGGCUUCUCCGGAAAGCUAUGCUCCGGAUGAUGCACCUUUGUUCGAGCUGUACAUCAUGCACUCCAAGGGCGUUACCUGCUUGGGCAUUAGGAAGGACGACCUUGGCUGGAGCCAAGAGAACAAGGUCUUGCAUCCCGUUGAUGCUGAGGCUGGCGGUCACAUUGCUCUCAACAACAUCCGCGUCCUCUCCGCUCUUGAAGUUGCUCCUAGCACGACCGAAUCGUCGGCCAACGGCGAAGCAGCAGCCCAAAAUGCGUCCAACACUCGUUCCUCUCGCGCUCCUGUUAAGGAGGCCCCGAGGAAGGAGCCUGCUCCUCGCUCUCGCGCCACUUCGCAGGCUCCUGAGACUGCUUCCAUGAUCGCUUCGACGCUGCAGAGGGUGGAGAACCAGCAAGAUGCCGAUCGUGCUGCCAUCAUCAACGGAGGUGACAAGAGCGAAAAGAAGAAGAAGAAGAAGGCUGCUGCCGCUGCUGCCUCGGAGACUGCGUCUCAGGUCUCGACCGCACCUAAGGCAACCGCUCCUGCCGCAGCUCCGCCUUCUUACGCGAACAUUGCUCAGCGUGCCAAGACGCCUCCGUCUUUCGAGCAGCCGAAGGCUGUUGAAGAGAAACCCAUUGCUAAGGCUCCAGAAACUGAGGUUCCUGAGUGGGCUACCAAGCUUCUCGGUCAGCUCCAACCUGCUGCUCCUGCGCCAUCUGCCCCUGCCGCCUUCGAUCCUGAAAUGCUCAGGAAGCUUGAGGAGGGCAUCUCUGUUGAGUUCAACAAGAGCUUGGGCAAUGGGUUGGAGACUCUCUAUCAUCGUUUCGAUGAGGACAAACGUGUUCAGGACGCUGCUGGCGCUGCUAAGAUGGAUGCUGUCCUGCGGCUGGUGUCCAGCACCCUCACCGAGAAUGUCGAGAAGACCUUGUCUCGCAUUGUGACGCAGAACAUCCAGAAGACUAUCCUUCCAUCUUUGAGCGACCUGGUCACUACUACGAUCGAGCGUCGUCUUGCCGAAACCUUGGGCCAGACCGUCUCUGCGAGCAUUCCUCGUGAGGUCAAGGCGACCCUUCCGUCUGCUGUCAACACUUCCAUGCGCGACCCCGAAACGCUCCGUCUUAUCUCGGAUUUGGUCUCUCACAAGGUUACUCAGCACAUGGAUUCGAACAUGGCGACUAGUUUGCGCAACAGUAUUGGCAACACUUUCUCGACUGUCGCCGUCAAUGCUGCUCAGCAGUUGUCUGGAGACAUGGAGCGUCGCAUGGGCGAGCAGCUUCGCCAGGCUGAGAUUCAGCGCCAGCACGAUGCUGCAAAGAUUGAUCGUCUGACUAACUUGGUCACUGGUUUGGCUGAGGCUGUCCACGCCAUGUCUGCUUCUCAGUCUAGCUUUCAGGAGGAAAUCCUAAAGCUGCAGAGGCAGGUUGCUCAGACUGAAGGCUCCGUUAGGUCUGCCCCUUCUACCGGUCGCUCCACCGCCCCGCCUGCCAAGGGCCCGGAAGAGAUUGAGCAGGACGAGAUUACGAGGUUGAUGAGCGAUGGUAGCUACGAAGAGGGAACCAUCAUGUGGCUCCAAUCGCCUCGCCAGGCUGAGCUCUUCGACCAGCUCUUCGUGCGCUGUAACCCAGCCUACAUCCAAUCUCUGUCUCCUCUCGUCGCGCUGUCCGUGUCGGCUGCUGUGACUGCGUCUUUGGAGACCAACAUUGCGGAGCGCAUGAUGUGGCUCGAUGCCGUCUUCAGCACCAUCAACCCCAAGGACGCAGACAUUCUCGAGGUUGCCCCCAAGAUUAUGGAUGUGCUCUCUACUCGCCUCCAGGGCGCGUACAUGCAGAUUGCCGAGACGACCCCGAACAACCCGGUGCUCCGCAAGAUCUCGAAUCUUAGCCGCCGUGCUAAGGAGUUGAAGGCUUUGGCGGGUGUCAGCUGA
This is a messenger RNA of Aplosporella prunicola CBS 121167, 4509 nucleotides long. RefSeq lists its product as uncharacterized. Gene Ontology annotation, cellular component: P-body. The record is from RefSeq and is a predicted model, not a curated record. Bases 1 to 4509 code for a protein of 1502 amino acids. Gene Ontology annotation, molecular function: protein binding. The transcript has 2 exons. Lineage: Eukaryota; Fungi; Ascomycota; Dothideomycetes; Botryosphaeriales; Aplosporellaceae. Gene Ontology annotation, biological process: deadenylation-independent decapping of nuclear-transcribed mRNA.